AUGGAAGAAGAAACAAAGCUGAUUAAAGUCUUGAAAGCUCACAAGACAGCCUUGGGUUGGACUAUUGAUGACAUUAAGGGCAUAAGCCCUGCUAUCUGUAUGCACAAAAUUUUGCUGGGGGAAGAUUCAAGGCCUGUAGUACAACCUCAAAGAUGGCUUAACCCAACCAUGAAGGAGGUGGUUCAAAAAGAAGUGAUGAUGCUGUUGAAUGCUGGAAUCAUAUACCCAAUUUUUGAUAGCUCUUGGGUGGGGAGGAAGAUUCCUCAAGAGUUCACCAAGCAACAGGUGAAGAAGCUGUGCAAUGAAGCCAAGAAAUUCUUUUGGGAUGAGCCAUUCUUGUUCAAAAGGUGUCCAGAUGGAAUGAUUAGAAGGUGUAUCCCUGAAAAUGAGAUAAAGGACAUAUUGUGGCACUGUCAUGAUGCCGGAGAGUUUGUGCAACAUUGCAAUGAAUGUCAAAGAUCUGGAGGGUUGACAAAGAGGAAUGAAAUGCCUCAAAACUUCAUUUUGGAAGUGGAAAUGUUUGAUCUCUGGGGUAUAGAUGUCACGGGUCCCUUUCCUCCAUCCUAUUCAUUCAAAUACAUUCUGAUAGCAGUAGAAUAUGUCUCCAAAUGGGUGGAAGCUAUAGCAACAACUACCUGUGAUGCACCAAUUGUUCUUCAAUUUCUUAAGAGACAUAUCUUCACUAGGUAUGGAGUACCUAAAGGUCUUAUCAGUGAUGGUGGUAGCCACUUUUGCAAGAGACAGAUGGAAAAGUUACUCCAAAAAUAUGGAGUAAUUCAUAAAGUGGCCACACCAUAUCACCUUCAUACCAAUGGCCAGGAUGAAUUGGCAAACAGAGAGCUGAAAAAAAUUCUAGAAAAGACAGUGGGGAUCACAAGGAAAGACUGGUCAAGAAAAUUGGAUGAUGCUUUGUGGGCAUAUAGAACAGCAUUCAAAACUCCAAUUGGAAAGUCACCAUUUCAGCUAGUCUAUGAAAAGUCUUGUCACCUCCCUGUGGAGCUUGAACACAAAACUUUCUAG
Molecule: messenger RNA, 1020 nt
Organism: Arachis ipaensis
Lineage: Eukaryota; Viridiplantae; Streptophyta; Magnoliopsida; Fabales; Fabaceae
Source: RefSeq, a predicted model, not a curated record